UACACUGUCCGAGGCUUUUUCCAGGAAAGAGUAUGGCGCAACAAAUGCAGGCCGGUCGCAAAUAAAUAAAGCCCGAUUUGCAGCCAACACGAAUAGUCAGUUCCCAACAUGUCAUCAUAUCGCCCGGAGUUCUCCGAAGCGGAGCAGUCGCGAAUCGACGCGGAAUUCUCUAGAUUGGCCAGGAACAAGAGUGUUUACUUGGACCAUGCGGGCACCACUCUCUAUGCCGAGAGCCAAGUGACGGCCGCUGCGGAGCAACUGCAGCGCAAUGUCUUCUGCAAUCCACACACCUGCCGCCUCACCGGCGACUUCGUCGACCAGGUGCGAUUCAAAAUAUUGGAAUUCUUUAACACAACCGCCGAAGAUUACCAUGUGAUAUUCACGGCGAAUGCCACCGCUGCUUUGUCCCUGGUGGCGGAAAACUUUGAUUUUGGAUCCUCUGGUGACUUUCAUUUCUGCCAGGAGAACCACACCUCAGUGCUGGGAAUGCGGGAAAGGGUCCGGGCAAACGGUAUAUACAUGCUGAUGGAAAAGGAAAUCUCUGGUGGAGAGCCCAAGGCAAACGGUAAAGUUCACGAGGUAUCCGGAAAAACAGGAAACUCCUUGCUGACCUUUUCGGCCCAAUGCAACUUUAGUGGUUACAAAAUCCCACUGGAAGCCAUUGAGCAAAUCCAAAUCGAUGGCUUGGCCAAGCCGGGAAAACAGCUUUGGGGUUCUGUGGGAGAGAGGAAGGAGAAUACGCACAACGAUUACUAUAUCUGCCUGGAUGCGGCUUCUUUUGUGGGCACCAGUCCGUUGGAUCUGCAAAAGUAUAGACCAGAUUACGUGUGCCUUAGUUUCUACAAGAUCUUCGGUUAUCCCACGGGCGUGGGAGCCCUGCUCGUGAGUCGACGAGGAGCCGAGGUCUUCCAGAAGCGCCGCUUUUUUGGCGGUGGUACCAUCAACUACGCAUAUCCGCAUGCCAUGGAUUACCAGCUGAGAGAGACCUUCCACCAGCGCUACGAGGAUGGCACCCUGCCAUUCCUGUCCAUUGUCGAAUUGCUCGAGGGCUUUCGCACGCUGGAGAGAUUGGUGCCCAGAACGGAAGAGUUUAGCACCAUGGAGAGGAUUUCCAGACACGUCUUUGGGCUGGCCAAGCAUCUGGAGGAUCAGCUGCGCCAGCUGCACCAUCCCAAUGGUGAGCCCCUCGUGAAGCUGUACAAUAAAGUUGGCUACCAAGACAAAUCCCGGCAGGGUGGCACCGUGGCCUUUAACGUGCGCACUGAAUCGGGUUCCUUUGUGGGAUUCGGCGAGAUCGCCUGUGUGGCUGCUCUGCACGGAAUACUCCUGCGGACUGGAUGCUUCUGCAACAUCGGAGCCUGCCAAUAUUACCUAGGCCUCGAUGAAGAUGCUUUGGAUGCGAUUUACAAGCGAGCAGGUCGCAUAUGCGGCGACUACUUUGAUCUGAUCGAUGGACAGCCGACGGGAGCGGUACGGGUAUCUUUUGGAUAUAUGACAACUAUCCAGGAUGUAGACCAGCUGCUCCAGAUGCUGCGCUCCAGUUAUUUGGCAACCAAGCCGCUGCAGCGGAUUCAGUUCCUCGAGGAGCAGGCGGAGCAAUUGCCGCCGUUGCUGAAGGAGCGAGUCCAGCUCUUGAGGCCAAAACUACUGCAAAUGGCCAUAUUUCCGGUAAAGUCUUGUGCCGCCUUCAAGAUCGAAUCACCGGGCUCCUGGCCAUUGACGGAUCAAGGUUUGAAAUAUGACCGUGAGUGGAUGAUCGUGGACAUGAAUGGCAUGGCCUUGACCCAGAAACGCUGCACGGAGUUGUGCCUGAUUAGGCCAGUGAUUAAGGUCGACCAAUUGGAGCUGCAGUUCGGAGACAAUUCCCUCAUCUCGGUGCCCCUUUCUCUGGAGGACCAGGCGGCCGACUCAGCAAAAUGCGUAAGCAAGGUGUGCCGACAGCCCGUGGAAGGUUUGGAUUGUGGCGAUGGGGUUGCCCAGUGGUUAAGCGAACACCUCGGCAUGGAGGGCCUCCGUUUGCUCCGGCAAUCGGGCCAGAGAAACUCGUCCAAGGAUCAGCAGAAGCUGAGUCUGGUUAAUCAGGCCCAGUUCUUGCUGCUAAACAGGUCUUCCGUGCGAUCGCUUCAGUUUGAAGAGCCCCUCGACGAGACUGUGGAUCGUUUUCGGGCCAAUAUCAUCAUCGACACGGGCAGUGCAUUUGAGGAGCUUACCUACAAGGCCCUGUCCAUUGGUGGAAUCCAAUUCCAGGUGGAGGGUCCCUGCCAGCGCUGCGAUAUGAUCUGCAUUAACCAAAGGACAGGCGAACGGUCGCCGGAGACCUUGACCACCAUAUCCCGCCUGCAAAAGGGUCGCAUGCGAUUCGGCAUCUACAUCACGAGGAUCCCCCCGGACACAAAAGAGCUGGAGCCCAAGGAGCAGCACAUGACAUGCGGCGAUGUUGUCCUUGUGGAAUAAGUUCACCAUACAUAACUUCAGCAUGGUUUUCUUCAGUUUUCACACCAAACACUUGGUUCGUUGACCCGAUAUGUUUCUAUAGUACAUAGUUUUAGCACAAUAUCCACUAAGUAUGUAUUUCUGGGUGUAGAAUUGUAUAACCCUAUUUAUUUGGUAAUUCUCUAUUACGUUGCAUCACGUUUCGCAUUUAGUUUGUUUUAAACUACUUCUGAAAUAGGAAUACGCAAACAUUCUUAAAGAAACAUUCAGGAUAGCUUAAGCUCAAAGUAACCGGAUACCUCUUGCCAGUGUCUUAAGCCUUUAAAAGGCCUUAAUUGCAAAAUAAACACAUUGAAAUCGA
Drosophila mauritiana is the source of this 2794-nucleotide messenger RNA. RefSeq names its product molybdenum cofactor sulfurase (gene mal). The transcript is spliced from 4 exons. Lineage: Eukaryota; Metazoa; Arthropoda; Insecta; Diptera; Drosophilidae. Gene Ontology annotation, biological process: Mo-molybdopterin cofactor biosynthetic process. Bases 109 to 2454 code for a protein of 781 amino acids. Gene Ontology annotation, molecular function: molybdenum cofactor sulfurtransferase activity; molybdenum ion binding; pyridoxal phosphate binding. The record is from RefSeq and is a predicted model, not a curated record.